CAUUACCUAUUUGACUGCCCACAGUACAGAUGCAAACGUCACAUAUUCGCAAGCACCGUCCGACAAAAUGCAACAUCCAUCACGCACAUACUCACAUCCAAGAAAGUCACACCUCAUCUUAACCACUUCGUAAAUAGCACCGGCCGCUUCAAACCUACAUUUGGUGAGCUGUAA
Messenger RNA from Suillus plorans, 174 nucleotides. RefSeq lists its product as uncharacterized. The record is from RefSeq and is a predicted model, not a curated record. Lineage: Eukaryota; Fungi; Basidiomycota; Agaricomycetes; Boletales; Suillaceae. The annotation marks the transcript as partial. The transcript has a single exon.